GAUCAAUUUCUGUCAAAAAUUGACAUGACUGAACUCGACCUGAAAAUAAUCAAUUUCUGAUAUCUAUUUGUAUGGACACAGUAAUGUGUAAAUAGCAUAACUCAAAUUUAAAAUAGACUCGACUGGAAUUAACACCUCUAAUAGUACAUAGAAAAGUGUGAUUAUUAACUAACUUAUGGUGUUGACAGAGUGGGGAGGAGGCAUUAGCAAGGGGGUCUCUUGUCGUGCUAUGCAAUCUACACCGGAUGAAUGUAUGGUCUGAUGAAUUAAUUUCAAACGCAAUUUGCCGUGCUUGUCAUCAUCCUACAUUAAGGCAAGCUGCUCUUUCCUUUCUUCUUAGUUAUCAGAUUAUUGAAGAUGAUGAUGACGACACUGAUGCUUCAACCAAUGAAGAUGAGGGCUGUGCUCGACAAACACAAGUUGUUCUCAAUAGCGAGCAAGUGUACAAGGCUCACCAUAAGGGCACAACAUCAAGCAAAAAGAAAAAAAAGGCUAAGUUGAAACGUGAGAUUCGUAGCAUGAAAAGGCAGCAGCGCUUGAGUUCUGAGAAAACUGGUUCAAAUCACUAUUCGCCACUUUCAGAUUUGCACGAUGCAGAUGCAUUUGUGGAUGAGCUGUAUUCUUACCUUCAUAGAGAUAAUAGAAGAGUUCAACUUUCUGAGGUUAACAUGAUGACAAUUAUUGUGAUUGCUCGGACAAUUGGGCUUCACCGAUUGAUCAAGCCAAAGUUUUAUUGUUUCCUUGGAAAGUAUAUGAUGCCCCAUGUGAAGGAGAUUACUAAACUACUUGCUGCUGCUGUUGAUGUCUUCCAUGCUGAUGUUCCAGAUGAUGAUGUCAAGCCCCUAUUUCUUCAGAUCGUGAAUAACUUUGUACACAACAGUUCGUCGCAACCAGAGGCAUUUGCUGUAGGAUUGAAUGUGGUCAGAGAAAUAUGUUUACGCAUGCCUCGGUUGAUGAAUGAUGAUUUGCUACAAGAACUUGUGCUAUAUGAAAAAGAAAAAGUAAAGGCAAUUUCACUUGCUUCCCACUCCCUUCACAAAUUGUUCAAAGAGGUUAAUCCCUCACAACUUCCCAAAAAAUACCGUGGACGGUUUGCUACAAAUGCUAAACCUAAACAGUUUGGAGAGGCGAGUGUUGCAACUGAUGUCCCUGGAGCUGAUUUGUUGCGGCUAGGUAAAAAAUAUGAUGAUCAAGAUUAUGACAGUAUCGAAGUUGAGAAUGAUGAUGAUGCAGAGGAUGAUGAUGAUGGCGGUGAGGAUGCAGAGGGUGAUGAUAGUGAUGAGGAUGCAGAGGAUGAUGCUGGUGAUGAGGAUGCAGAGGAUGAUGAUGAUGUAACGUCUUUUAAGUGCUUGGGGGUUAGUGCAGUGAAUGAAUGUUGUGCUGAAGUUGAGUCCAAGGUAGAGGGUGAUGACAGGAUUACUGCUGGUGAGGAGGUUCAGGAAGAUGAUGUGGAAAUGGAAGGCGAAUCUAGUAGUUUAAUUGAAUCUGAUGUUAGUCAUGUACAGGAUUCUGGAGACAGGAAGAGAAAAUAUGCUGAUUUUGACCAGCAACUAGAUGCUGCUGAGUCUGAUUUCAGAGCUCUGAAGAAAUUGACAGUACGUAAGUCGGAGCACUUGUCCGAAGCAGAUGAUCACUUCUAUUCUAACAAAGAAUUCCAAAAAAUUAAAAAAUUGCUGGUAAGGUUCAUGUUCUGUACAUUCUCCACCAAAUAUCAAGUUUUAAUCAUUAAAUUUAUAGUUGAAAAUCGUAAAAAGUUAAGAAAUCAUCAAAAUAUAAACACUAAUAAUACUGAUUUAUGCGUGUUUUUGUCAUGA
Messenger RNA from Chenopodium quinoa (quinoa), 1814 nucleotides. RefSeq names its product protein SDA1 homolog. Lineage: Eukaryota; Viridiplantae; Streptophyta; Magnoliopsida; Caryophyllales; Amaranthaceae. Gene Ontology annotation, cellular component: nucleolus. Gene Ontology annotation, biological process: ribosomal large subunit export from nucleus; ribosomal large subunit biogenesis. The record is from RefSeq and is a predicted model, not a curated record. The transcript has 10 exons. The coding region runs from base 246 to 1814 and encodes 522 amino acids.